This is a messenger RNA of Anisakis simplex (herring worm), 1416 nucleotides long. NCBI's taxonomy places the organism in Eukaryota, Metazoa, Nematoda, Chromadorea, Rhabditida, Anisakidae. The record is from the annotation of a GenBank genome assembly.
AUGAUCAUAGUCAAGUUCGAAUGUUGUAUUUCAAACGAAGAAUGGUCGUAUCUUCAGAAUGUGCAAUUGGGUGGUUUGACCUCACAUCCUCAAGCGAAUAUAGCUGCGACAUCACCUCAAGCCACCGCGCAACUCCAACCACAACCACAACAUCCACACAUCGGAUUCCCGUCUUCUGCUUAUGCGUUCUCUUACAACACUGAUCCAUAUCUUAACGCUCAACAGGUCUCAAUUUUUUUCAUACCGAAUGUAACCUUAUUAUCCAGAAUGAAUGGUGGUCGUACGAUAUCAUUCGCAUAUCAUUUUGUCACGCUACAGCAAUAUGGUAUAUCGAGUGCGCCAAAUGUACACUUUCGUGAUCAUCAGCCCACUGAGAUUACUCGAAUUUCGCAUUAUCCUCAGCAACCGGUAGGUUUCAAUCGCCUUCAUUUUCCUUUUCAAGAACUUAGCAGUAAUAUUUUGACAUAUAUAACGAGCAGUCGGGAAUAUGUUAUGAUCGCCGGUCGGCCUCAACAAGUUUUCGUUCAGCAUUUGAAUCAACAACCCCUUCAACACCACCAUCAAACCAUCAUACCCAAUCAACAACUUCUCAUUUCUGAAUCUAUUAGUGAUGGCGUAUCUAUUUUUCAUGAAUUGAGUAUUCCUUCAUCUGAGCAGUCGAAUGUUGGUGAGCAAUGUGGAGUUAUAAGAAAAGCGAUAAGUUCUCGCCAGAAAACGUCAAUAAAUGCUUCGUCAUGUUCACUGAAUAACCAGCUGGUACAUCAGAACCAGACUCCGCACACUGUCAACUUUCUCGAAGUAUUUUGCUCGGUUCCCGGUCGACUGAGUCUGUUGAGUAGUGCAGCAAAAUACAAAGUAACCGUUGGUGAAAUCAAUAGACGCUUAUCACCACCGGAAUGCUUGAAUGCAUCAGUUCUUGGCGGUAUUCUUCGAAGAGCAAAAUCAAAAGAUGGUGGAAAAUCGUUGAGGGAUCAACUGAAACGAGUUGGUUUGCAGCUGCCGGCUGGUAGGCGGAAGGCAACAAAUGUAAAUUCGUUAACUGCGCUCGUCGAAUUCGAAGCGAUGCAUCUAGCAAAGGAUUUCAACGCGGUAUGUGAGAAUGAAUUUCCCGCACGUGCAGUGGCCGAGUACUUGACUCGAACGAACUGUUCUAUGGAAGCUGUUGAGAUGCAACGUCGUAAGAAUAUGAUUUUGGCUACAAAAGCGAUGCUCAACGAACUCAAGGAACUGCUCAGUAAUGAUCGCAGUCCGCUGUGCUCCUCAAGACCACCUCCUGUACUCGAACCAUCCAUUCAGAGUCGACUCACGCACUUCUCAAUGGUCACUCAUGGCUUUGGAUCACCGGCCGUUAUGGCAGCCAUUAAUGCCAUUAUGAGUUGGUUGAACGAGUCCGUUAAACUUCUUGAUAGUAAAUAA